Molecule: messenger RNA, 860 nt
Organism: Erigeron canadensis
Lineage: Eukaryota; Viridiplantae; Streptophyta; Magnoliopsida; Asterales; Asteraceae
Exons: 3
Coding region: 137-673 (178 amino acids)
Source: RefSeq, a predicted model, not a curated record
GCUAGCUGGCAAUUCCUUUUAGCAGAUCAAUUCUCAUUUAAAAAACCAACACUUCAAUGCUCUAAACAACCCAAUUCCUUUCACACCCUUCUAUUAAUUCUUCUUUUUUGAAGUGAAGUGAACAAGGAAAAAAUAAAUGGAGAAAGCAUUGAAUAAAGUUGGAAGUAUAAAAGCAGGAAGCUUUUGGGUUUCAAAGAAAGCCAAAGAAGAGAUCUCCAACAUUUCUCAAGAUCUUUCCACGUUCUCAAACACUGUGGAAAAAAAGGCGAAAUGGGUAUUUGACAAGCUAAAAGGCAAGCCAAUGAAACCUUUACCAGAUUUCCUUAGAGAAUACAACCUUCCUCCUGGUUUAUUCCCACAAAACAUAACAUGCUAUGAGUUUGACGAGACAAAGCUACAGCUUGUGGUUCACUUGCCUGCUCCUUGUGAAGUUUGCUUCAAGGACCAGUCGGUCGUAAGAUACGCUACUCGAGUCAAAGGACUAAUGUCAAGGGGAAAGUUCACAGUGAUUGAUGGAAUGAAGACAAAAAUCGUGGUUUGGGUGAAAGUAACAAGUGUGGUUGUGGAGAAUUAUAGGUCCGAUAAGGUGUGGUUCACGGCUGGCGUCAAGAAAUCACGACCUAGAGACGCUUAUGAGACACCUCGUGAUGCUAUUCGAGUUGAUGAUUUCUGAAGGUCCCCUAAAAUUUCAAAAAAAAAUUAAUGUGAUUUUGCAUAUGUAAUGUUAAUAUUGAUGCUUAUUCAUUGGUAGUUCUAUGUUCUUGAAUAAAUGAUACGAACCUUCAUUUAAUGUUAGCAAGUCUCUUGAGGAUUCACAAAUGUUCUGAAUAUGUUUGUAAUGUAAUUUGAGUAGUUUGGCA